Molecule: messenger RNA, 3267 nt
Organism: Colletotrichum higginsianum IMI 349063
Lineage: Eukaryota; Fungi; Ascomycota; Sordariomycetes; Glomerellales; Glomerellaceae
Product: Karyopherin kap123
Exons: 4
Coding region: 1-3267 (1088 amino acids)
Biological process (GO): protein import into nucleus
Cellular component (GO): nucleus; cytoplasm
Molecular function (GO): nuclear import signal receptor activity; small GTPase binding
Source: RefSeq, a predicted model, not a curated record
AUGGAUAAAGGAAACUUGGUCCAGCUGCUCCAAGCGAGCCAGAUUCCCGACACCGAGAAGGUCAAGGCCGUCACGGCCGAGUUGCAGAAGAACUACUACUCCAAGCCCGAGUCCCUUCUCCUGCUGAUCGAGAUCACCGUCUCCCACGAUGACGCCGCCAUCCGUCAGCUGUCCUCCGUCCAGGCUCUGCGCCUGACCCCCAGACACUGGUCGAAGCUUGCCGCCGACAAGCGACAGCUGGCCAAGCAACACAUCCUGGACAGCAUCCUGAACGACCAGUCUGCUUCCUCGCGCCGCUCCAAGUCGCGCCUUUUGGCCUGCGCCAUCGGCCUCGACCUUGAGGAUGGCGAGGGUCAGGACUUCGUUCGUAACCUCCUGUCCCUGAACACCUCCGACAACGUCGCCCACCGCGAGGUUGGCUCCUACAUCCUCUAUGCUCUCCUCGACAACGACCCCACCCACUUCGCCGAGCAGACCACUCAACUUCUUGGCCUCGUCCAGAAGACCAUCGUCGACCCUGCCAGCGCUGAGGUCCGCCUGACUUCCGUCAAGUCCGUCGGCGCUCUUCUGAUGAUCGUCGACCCGGAGGAGGACACCGAUAGCGUGAAGCUCAUCCAGCAGCUCAUCCAGCCCAUGGUUGAGAUCCUCAAGAACGCCAUCUCCGAGGGCAACGAUGACCACUACAGAGACGUGUUUGAGGUCUUCCAGUCCUUCUUGGGCUACGACUCUGCCUUCCUCGCCGCCCACCUCAAGGACCUCGUCCACUUCAUGAUUGACCUCGCCGUCAACACCGACGUCGAGGAGGAUGCCCGCUCGCAGGCCCUGGCUUUCCUCAGCCAGUGCGCCCGCUACCGCCGCAUGAAGCUCCAGGCCAUGAAGGACAUGGGUGCUCUGCUCAUGUCCAAGAGCAUGCAAGUCGUCACCGAGAUCGACACCGACGACGAGGAUGAUGACAACUCCCCCGCGAGAACCGCUCUGUCUCUCAUCGACCAGCUGGCCAGCGACCUGCCUCCUCGCCAGGUCAUUGUGCCUCUGCUCGAGCAGUUCACUCAGUUCGCUCAGAACCCCAACCCCGGUCACCGCAAGUCUGCCAUUCUCUCUCUCGGCACUGCCGCCGAGGGUGCUCCUGACUUCAUCGCCACCCAGCUCCAGCCCUUGCUGCCCGUUGUUCUUCAGCUCUUGAACGACCAGGAUGGCUCUGUCCGUCACGCUGCCCUUGUCGGUCUCAUCCACCUCGCCGACGAGAUGGCCGACGAGCUCUCUCCCAAGCACCGCGAACUCAUCAGCGCCCUCCUCACCAACCUCGAGGCCGUCGCCGGCUCCGCCGACAAGCAGAGUGUCAGAAUCAUCCGUGCUGCCUGUGGUGCCCUCGACUCCCUCAUCGGUGAGGGACUCGAGGACGACCUGAUCAACGAGUUCGGCCCCAAGCUGAUUGUCCCUAUGGGUAAGCUCCUCGGUCACGAGGACUUCGCCGUGAAGGCCGCCGCCGCCGGUGCCAUUGGCGCCAUCGCCUCCGCUCUUGGUGGCGAGCAGUUCAAGCCCUACUUCAACGAUGUUAUGGGCGCUCUCGGCCAGUACGUCACCAUCAAGGACAGCGAGGAGGCGCUUGCCCUUCGCUCGUCCGUCUGCGACUCCAUGGGCCGCAUCGCCGAUGCCGUUGGCGCCCAGGAGUUCCAGCCCUACGUUAUGGAUCUCAUGAAGGCCAGCGAGGAGGCCCUCAGCCUCGACAAUGCUCGCCUCAAGGAGACCAGCUUCAUUCUUUGGGCUUCCCUGUCCAAGGUCUACGGAAACGAGUUUGCUCACUUCCUCCCCGGUGUCUUCAAGGGUCUCUUUGACUGUCUUGAGCUUGAGGAGGAGUCUGUCUCCAUCCCCGGCCUUACGGAGGAGGAUAUCCCUGAGGGUCUGCUGCUCUCCGGCGGCAAGAAGCUCAACUUCAAGGCCGCCGCCGAAGAUGAUGACGAGGAGGGCAUGGAUGAGGACGCCGACUGGGAAGACCUCGACGACUUCGCCGGUGUCACCGCCGUUGCUCUUGAGCAGGAGAUCGCUCUCGAGGUUCUCGGCGACGUCAUCACCCACUCUUGUGGCCCUGAUGCCAUCAGACAGUACCUUGGCGACGCUAUGGGCAAGGUCGCCCCCCUCGCCGAGCACCCCUACGAUGGCGCCCGCAAGGCCGCCAUCUCCACCCUCUGGCGCUCUUACAGCCGUGUCUGGCAGCUCUUCGAGGAGUCGACCGGCACCAAGUGGCAGGCUGGUUUCCCCCCCAAGCAGCAGCCCGACGAGGUCAUUGUCAACCUUGGCCAGAUGGUUGUUGAUGCCACCAAGGGUGUCUGGCAAGAGGACACUGAACGGAUGAGUAACUCGCGUUAUACCCAGCUCACUCAGACGUACACAAUGACCGUCAUCACCGAGAUCAACCGCAACAUGGCGGCCACCCUCAAGACCUGCGGCCCCUCUAUCCUCGUCCACGACGACCUGCUCAAGGAGAGCAUCACCAUCCUCGGCACCCUCAUCACCCGCUCCCACCCCUGCCAGCAGGACCUCGGCGACGAGGAGGAGGAGCAGGAGGCCGAGGGCUCUUCCGAGUUCGACUGGCUCGUCAUCGACACCGCCCUGGACGUCAUCCUUGGUCUCGCCACCGCUCUCGGCGGCGACUUCGCCGAGAUGUGGAAGAUCUUUGAGAAGCCCAUCCUCAAGUUCGCCAGCUCUCAGGAGUCCCUCGAGCGCUCCACCGCUGUGGGCGUCAUCGCCGAGGCUGUCAAGUACAUGGGCGAGGCCGUCACCCCCUUCACCGACUCUCUCCUGCCUGUGCUCCUCCACCGCCUGACGGACCCCGACUCCCUCGCCAAGUCCAACGCUGCCUACGCUACCGGCCAGCUCAUCUUCAACUCCCAGUCUACCAACCAGACCAUUUCCCAGUACCCCGCCGUUCUGGAGAAGCUUGAGCCCCUGCUGCAGAUCAAGGAGUCCCGCAUGGUCGACAACGUCUCUGGUUGCAUCUCGCGCAUGAUCCUCCGCAACCCUAACCCCGAGUUUGUCGAGCGUGUGCUCCCCGCCGUCGUCGACGUCCUGCCCCUUCAGGAGGACUACGAGGAGAAUGCGCCCAUCUACCAGGCCAUCGCCAAGCUGUACGAACAGCAGAACCCCACCGUCGUCAACCUCACCCCCAAGAUCCUGCCUAUCCUGCAGGCCGUUCUCAGCCCCCCGGAGGAGCAGCUCGAGCCCGAGACCCGCCAGCUGGUCCAGAAGCUCGCUUCGCUGCUUCACUAA